AUGGCCCGCGGAGAGGACUGGAGACUGGCGAAAUGGGUAAUAGACAAGGCAAGGAUAAGGUGGGCCACAGGGACGUUCGAGCCCUACAAGGCUGCAGGUCCGGACGGCAUUUUUCCGGCUCUGCUGCAACAGGGCAUGAAUGUCCACAUAUUAGUCCCAGCCUCAGAGAAAUUGUACAGAGCCUGUCUGGCACUAGGAUAUGUGCCGGAAGAAUGGAGACAGGCAAGGGUGGCUUUCCUGCUCAAACCAGAUAAAACACAACACGCGGUCGCAAGGGACUUCAGGCCAAUCAGCAUGACCUUGUUUUUACUCAAAACUCUAAAAAGGCUGGUUGACAGAUAUAUCAAAGAGUCAUCACUAGUAGAAGCGCCGCUGCACAGCAAGCAGCAUGCCUACAAGACAGGAAAGUCAGUGGACACAGCGUUGGUAGACGCGGUUAGCUUCAUACAAAAGGGCAUGAAAAACAGGGGUUUGGUAUUGGUGGCUUUCCUGGACAUCGAGGGGGCUUCAGCAGGUAUGGAGGAACAUGCAAUACCAGCAACUGUCGCCAGGUGGAUCAGCGUUAUGCUGAAUACCAGGACGAUAGUGGCUGUCUGGGUAGCGUACUCUUGCAAAGGAUUAGUAAGACGACGAGGACGUGAUAUCAGGUCUAAUGCAGUUUGCAAUGGGCCUGGUGGAGAAAUGGUGUGA
This is a messenger RNA of Nasonia vitripennis (jewel wasp), 690 nucleotides long. RefSeq lists its product as uncharacterized. Bases 1 to 690 code for a protein of 229 amino acids. The record is from RefSeq and is a predicted model, not a curated record. The transcript has a single exon. Lineage: Eukaryota; Metazoa; Arthropoda; Insecta; Hymenoptera; Pteromalidae.